GACAGGGGUAGGGCGGAUUUUUUAGAAACCGGACGUCUUGUGGCUUCGUGUGAACUUGCGAAUGCGUUUGAGAACGAAGACUGGACGCGGACAAAAGUAUCGCUGUCUCACCUUUUGAUGUGCAAGAUCAUCCUUAUUUAUGGAAGCAACUACCUAGAGUUUUCCAGCUGAUGAGUAAAAACUUUGAUGUAAAAAUGCUUCUUUUAGAGGACUUAAUCACAUGGUCAUGGACAAUAUGAUCCAGAAGAAGCCGCUUCAGAAGAUUUUUACGUCUAAGUGAAGCAGCCACAAUCGCAGCCAG
Amoebophrya sp. A25 is the source of this 301-nucleotide messenger RNA. The record is from the annotation of a GenBank genome assembly. NCBI's taxonomy places the organism in Eukaryota, Dinophyceae, Syndiniales, Amoebophryaceae.